CUGAUCCCUGCAGGGUCUAUAAAGAGUACCGUUGCGUCCAGCAUCCGGUCUGGUCCGAACUUGACACUGUUACAAUGGCAAAGAUCAUCUUCUAUGAAGACAGGAACUUCCAGGGUCGCCACUAUGAGUGCACUAGUGACUGUCCCGAGAUGCAAAACCACUUCAUCCGAUGCAACUCGAUAAAGGUGGAGGGCGGCUGUUGGGUAGCCUAUGAGAAGCCCAAUUAUGCUGGUUACCAAUACAUGCUGCACAAGGGCGAAUACCCCGACUACCAACGCUGGGCAGGCUUCAAUGACUGUAUCCGCUCCUGUCGUAUGGUUCCACCUUAUAACGGAAACUAUAGAAUGAAGAUCUUUGAACGGUCUGACUUUGGUGGCCAGAAUUUGGAGCUAAUGGAUGACUGCCCUGAUUUGCAUGAGCGUUUCCAUACCCAUGACAUCUCUUCUGUCAAUGUCAUGGAAGGCUACUGGAUACUCCAUGAACAUCCUCAUUACAGGGGGCGGCAGUACUUCUUGCGCCCUGGCGAAUACAGGAGGCACAGCGAGUGGGGAAGCACCAGUCCCACCAUCGGCUCUCUGAGACGUGUCACUGAACUCAACUGAUUCCCACUUGUCACCCCCCAAUGAACCCUAAUGUUAAGAUUCUCUCCUUUGAUUUCCUUAAUACCAACACUGUUUCUGUUUGGUGCACUACUGUACUUAAAUUUGUGAUGUUAGGUUCGAGUUUUGUGUUUAGUUUCUCCCUCAACCAAGUGCUUAGAUUAAAAAAAAAAAUCUUUUUCUUUUUCUUAUUCUUUUUUUUUUUGCUUUGGUUGUCCCAUAGCAGAGUAGUUUUUCUCACCAGUCACCAACCUCUUGUUCUACUGGGAUUGCAAUAAACGGAAAUUUGAUUAAAGUAAA
Thalassophryne amazonica is the source of this 899-nucleotide messenger RNA. RefSeq names its product crystallin, gamma MX (gene crygmx). Gene Ontology annotation, molecular function: structural constituent of eye lens. Gene Ontology annotation, biological process: visual perception; lens development in camera-type eye. The coding region runs from base 75 to 602 and encodes 175 amino acids. The transcript is spliced from 3 exons. NCBI's taxonomy places the organism in Eukaryota, Metazoa, Chordata, Actinopteri, Batrachoidiformes, Batrachoididae. The record is from RefSeq and is a predicted model, not a curated record.